AUGUUGGCACAAGUUUACAAGCAUGGCUCCAGUGUUGAAUUCUUCAUGUUAGAUCAGGAGACGGCUGCGAGGGUGCAGGUGGCCUCACGCGUCACCACGCUUCGCUGUGAAUACUCCGACUUGGCGGCGAAGCUGAUGAACAAGGAGGCUUUGGCAGCCUUUGCUCAGCCGGACGUCUUGCUGGGGUGUGACGUCCUCCUUUCGCAGGGGAAUGUGGAAGACUUGGCAAACGUCUUGCAGAUCCUGCUGCGCAAUCCAAACCAGGACCGCAUUCUGCCCGCAUUGUUGAAAAGGUCAGUGCAACCCCUGCUGUGCGCUUUGCACAUGCUCCGAGGUGGCGUAUUUCAUUGA
Molecule: messenger RNA, 351 nt
Organism: Durusdinium trenchii
Lineage: Eukaryota; Dinophyceae; Suessiales; Symbiodiniaceae
Source: the annotation of a GenBank genome assembly